Molecule: messenger RNA, 6072 nt
Organism: Anas platyrhynchos (mallard)
Lineage: Eukaryota; Metazoa; Chordata; Aves; Anseriformes; Anatidae
Gene: WWC3
Product: WWC family member 3
Biological process (GO): regulation of hippo signaling; negative regulation of organ growth; cell migration
Cellular component (GO): cytoplasm
Molecular function (GO): kinase binding; molecular adaptor activity
Source: RefSeq, a predicted model, not a curated record
CAGCAAGGGGCGGCGGGGCAGGGCGGCGGCGGCGGCCCCGGCUCCGGCCCCGGCCCCGGCCCCGGCCCCGGCCCCGGCUCGGCGGCGGCGGCGGCGGCUGCGGGCGGGCAGCGGGGCCGGGAGAGCUCGGAGCUGCCGCUGCCCGCCGGCUGGGAGGAGGCGCGGGACUUCGACGGGCGCGUCUUCUACAUCGACCACAACACCCGGCAGACCUCGUGGAUCGACCCCCGCGACAGGAUUACAAAGCCAUUGACAUUUGCUGACUGUGUUGGGGAUGAGCUUCCUUUAGGAUGGGAAACUGUUUACGAUCAACAGAUUGGAGUUUAUUAUAUGGACCACAUAAAUCAGCUCACACAAAUUGAGGACCCAAGGGAGCAAUGGAGAAGGGAGCAAGAACGCAUGCUAAAGGAAUAUUUAAUAGUUGCCCAGGAGGCACUUAAUGCCAAGAAAGAGAUUUACCAAAUCAAGCAGCAGCGUUUUGAACUAGCCCAAGAAGAAUAUCAACAAUUGCACAAAAUGUGUGAGGACGACAGCCGUUCUUAUGCUAGCUCAUUUUCUGGAUUUUCAACUAAUACCAAGUAUGACCCAUAUCAGAUUAAAGCAGAAAUAGCCAGCCGUCGUGACAGACUUUCUAGGCUAAAACGAGAAUUGGCACAGAUGAAGCAGGAGCUGCAAUAUAAGGAAAAAGGAGUGGAAACUCUGCAAGAGAUUGAUCGUAAGAUGUCAAGUGCUCAUACAAAUUAUAGACUGGAUGAAGCACAGGCUAUAAUGAGCGAGCUUCGAACCAUAAAGAAAGCUAUAUGCACAGGUGAAAAAGAGAGGCAGGAACUUAUGCAGAGCCUGGCCAAGCUAACUGAUGGAUUCAGGAAUAGCUGUUGUAUUACAGACUCCCUGCAGGAUCUCCAGCACAAUUCCAGUUCGCUCAGCGAUUCCUGUUUACCUCAACAACACUGCGAUGCUUGUUCUCAGACUGACAUCACUGGAGAGUUUGGGUUCGAUGAUAAAACAAGACUUGUAGACAAAGUAAGACUGAACUGGCAAUAUGAAGAGGCCAAGAAAAGAGUUUCAAAUAUACAGCAGCAACUGGCCUUGCUAGAUAAUGAAUCAUGGCCAGGGAUGGCUGAAGCGGACAGGGACCGUCUUCAGCUCAUCAAAGAGAAGGAGGCUCUUCUUCAGGAGCUGCAGCUCAUCAGUCAGCAGAGACGAUCCCCAGAAGACAUUGCACGUUUGGAGGAAGAAAAAAGACGUUUGGAGGAUGAAAUUCAACGGGCUCGAGCAACCUCUGCUCAUGGAGCCACUGAAAGGAUACUGUUACAGGAAAAGAGAAAUUGUUUGCUUAUGCAACUAGAAGAAGCUACACGUUUAACCUCAUAUUUACACUCCCAGUUAAAAAGUCUCUCAGCAAGCACCCUCACAAUGUCCUCUGGCAGCAGCAGGGGUUCCCUGGCCUCCAGCCGAGGUUCCCUGGCCUCCAGCAGAGGCUCCCUCAGCUCGGUCAGCUUCACGGACAUCUACGGCCUCCCGCAGUACGACAAGUCGGACAGCGUUACAGACUACGGGCAGCAUUUGCGCUUCGACAUCAUUCCCUUUGAGUCUCUGACGAAGGACGUGCCAUAUGUUGAUCCCAUCGGACACUCGAAUUUCAAUAAGCAGCGGAGGUCUCUGGAUACCCCGCAGUCCCUGGCAUCCCUGUCGUCACGGUCCUCCUUGUCAUCGUUGUCCCCUCCGAGCUCGCCUCUGGACACCCCAUUUCUCUCCGCUUCUCGAGAUUCUCCGCUGGCUCAGAUGUCAGAAGGUUUUGAGGAGAUGGCAAGCAUAGGAGCCCUGGAAAUGCUCAGGGCUCAGUCUGCAGCGCUGGGUGACGAUGAUACGCAAGGAACAAGUUCAUCUCAGAUAUCUGCUUACGCUGUGGACAGCGAAGGAGUGCGAGAAAUGGGCCCACAGCUGACUGCUGUGCAGCCUAGCGGAGCUGUAACUCUGCGAGGAGACAGUGGUCGAAGAUCGGAGAGGAGAGCCAGGCGAGUUUCAGCAUGUCUCUCAGAUCAUUCACUGGCUAGUGACAGUGGCGUGUUUGAAGCUUUAAGCAAAAGGAAUGAAGAUAUGGAAGAGCCUGUUUAUGUUGAUAUUGCCAGUAAUGAAGAUCCACAAAUACAUGUUGGAUUUCUGCAUGACAGUGGAAGCGAAUGUCUCUUAGUCCAUGUAUUACAGCUGAAGAACUUCUCUAGCCUAGUUGUUAAAGAAAACUGCAAAAUUCACGUGAGAGUUUAUUUGCCACCGCUUGAGUCAGGCACACCGACCACUUACUGCUCUAGAGCUUUGGAAUUCCAAACUCCGUUAAUAUUUAAUGAAGUUUUCAGAAUCCCUGUGCAUUCAAGUGUUUUGAAAUUAAAAUCACUGCAGCUGUAUAUCUGCUCAGUUGACCAUCAGCAACAAGAAGAACUACUGGGUAUUGCUCAGAUAAACCUGAGUGAUUUGGAGAGUUCUGGUGAGAUGCAGCUUCACUGGUAUUCUGUUCAGAUCUUCACUGGUUCAGACCCCCAGAGAGCAAAGAAUAAAAACCAGUGUGAAGAAAAUAUUCCCCGGUCUUCUGGAAAUGUAACUACAGUUAAAACGGAUGCAGUGACAGCCCUGUUAGCCAGGACCACUGCCCAGCUGGAAGCAGUUGAGAGAGAGUUGGCAGAAGAGAGAGUGAAACUGGAGUACACCGAGGAGGAAAUCCUGGAGAUGGAAAGAAAGGAAGACCAGGCAGAAGCUAUAUCAGAACGGAGUUGGCAAGCAGAAUCUGUUGACAGUGGAUGCAGUAAUUGCACCCAGACUAGUCCUCCUUAUCCGGAGCCAUUUUGCGGGGAUUCGUUAGCUGGACACAUGUUUGCAACUCCAGCAGGCCAGUACAGUUCUGGAAAAAUCCAGCCUCCACCACUAAAGGUGGAUAAGGAAACUAACACUGAGGAUCUGUUUCCUGAAGAAGUUGCUAUUCUUCCAAAAGAGAGAACUAGCCGCAGGCCACGGGGUUCUGCUUUUGUUCGCAGUAGCACUAUUGUUCGUUCCCAGACCUUCUCGCCUGGAGCACGAAGUCAAUAUGUUUGCAGACUGUAUCGCAGUGACAGUGACAGCUCAACUCUGCCAAGGAAGUCACCUUUUGUCCGGAAUACCUUGGAGAGGCGUACUCUACGGUAUAAGCAGCAGUCCUGCAGAUCAUCUUUGGCUGAGCUUAUGGCAAGAACGUCCUUAGACCUGGAGCUGGAUCUCCAGGCAUCCAGAACUAGACAGAGACAGCUGAACGAGGAGAUAUGUGUCUUAAGAGAGUUGAGACAGCGUCUGGAAGAUGCUCAACUCAGAGGGCAGACAGAUCUACCCCACUGGGUCCUUCGGGAUGAGCGAUUCCGAAAUUUGUUGAAGGAAGCAGAGAGGCAGACAAGACAGACCAAAUUUGAACAUCACCAAGAACAAGCAGCUGAAAAGAUGCUAAAGAAAGCAUCAAAAGAAAUCUACCAGUUGCGUGGGCAAAAUCAGAAGGAGCCUAUUCAGGUGCAGACUUUUAGAGAGAAGAUAGCAUUUUUUACAAGACCAAGGAUUAACAUACCUCCUCUGCCAGCUGAUGAUGUAUGACAUGUUGCAUUGUAAACAUGAAGUAUUUAUCGCUUUUAUUUUAAUGAAGUUAUUAGAUUAGCCAAGUUUCUUUAAAAAAAAAAAGUGCAAAAGCUAAUAUACACGUUUUGUAAAAAAUAAAAAAGUAAAAAAAAGUAAAAGUAAACAAAACCAUAUAUAUAAAUAUAUAUACAUAUAUAUAUUUUAUAAUAGCGACUGCAACAAGGCUUGGUUUUUCCUUGUUGUGAAAUUGACAUCUCUGAAGACAACUUAUUUUAUAAAAGAUCGACUAUCCUGUUAAGAGCGUGUACAGUUUUUAUGCUGUUUUAUUUGACUUAAAGGCUGGAAGACAGAAACAAAGUGAGUUCAGGCAAAUUCACUGUAGUGUAAUUUAUUUAUAGUGCCUUUUUUCCUUGAAGGAAAAUACCUACUUUAAGAUGUAUUUUAAGACUGAAAUUUUGUUCUUCAGUAUUUGUCAUACAGUAGAAUGGAACCAUUGAGCUGGUUUUGUUUCUGAUACCUGAAAUGAAAAUACUGUGUUCUAAAAUUGUCACUUUUUUCAGCUUUAUUAUCUGUAGCUUAUUAUGUAUAUUGUAUCCUUUAGCACUGUCUGCGUUAUAGCAAAAUAUUAUCACCUGCAAUGUGUUUAACACUGAUUAGAAGUGAUGUUAAACAUUGCAGAAUUCAUUUGCAUGUUCUUACUGUGCACUAAUAGAUUGUUUUCAUUUCAGUUUUGUCUAAAAUAUCUUUAUAUUCUUAACUAGAUUCUCAAUUUAAACGGAGGAAGGAAAAGGGUGACAGGUCUUUGUUUUGCUAUUUAAGGGAAAAGUAGUUAAAAGAGCACUGUGAGCUAGCUGUGUGGAAAAACUGCUAAAGGAAUAUAGCAACUUCUACAGUUUUAAAGAUUCUGAUCUGAUUCAGGAAAACACGUGCUAAUUUCAGAAAGCAGCUGCAAUAAGUAAGGGUGCUUAAGCACAUGUUAAUCCUAAUGGAUUUGCUUUGAGGUUACUGCAUGUGAGUUCUGUUGUACAGUGACACUUUCCAGAAAGGAGGUGUAUAAUUCUGGAAGAUAUAGCUCACUUGAUUGAUAGUUGGACCAGCAGAAAUGUGGUGAGAAAUACUUUUCCUGUAACCAUUCAUUGUAAUGAAAGACUGUCACCCUAAAUUCCCGAGAAUGCCAGUUUUGUGUCCUUGCAUCCUGCAAGUAUGUAAAAAUACUUCUUUACUAAGCUACUAUAAUAGUUUCUCAUAUUUUUCUAAUUAUACCUACACAGAGAGGUGCCCAACACAAGACUAACUUUGCAAAUUGCUGGAAUUGCUUAGAAGGAUGAUCAUGCUGUCUCUUCAUUAUGCCCAGGUCAAAUUGACUCCAAAUUUUUGUAUGUCAGGAAACCAAAGCAACAGUCAAAAACUAAACUUAUCAAAACCUCUGACCAAUGGGAAUAUUUUAAAAUAUUUUGUAAGUCGUCUGAGUUUCAAGAGCUUAUACUCUGUUAGUUUGUCAAAGAUCAGGAAAACCUGAUAGUGAAACUGAAUUGCUUUUAUUUGUCCAGGCUGAGACCAAAAAUACUGGAGGGGAUGGGAUGGGGGCUGGUAAAAGACGUUUUAAGCAAAGACGUUUAAUUUUAAGCUACUACAGGCCUGGUAUAGCCUAUAAUCAUCACAGACAUCAAGUGAUCUGGUGGUGUAGCAAUACGUAUGAAAUUAAAGUAUGGUUAGCGUUUAUCGUGCUAACCAUCCUGAAGUCUCUCUUUUUGCCAGUUAAGUUUUGAUGGGUGUAUAUUGGGUUCCUUGGGCUGAACUAGAGCUAUUCAGAAACUAUGCAGAUAAAAGCCACGUAAAUCAUGUAAGAAAUUGCUAGUGCUUGGGUAAAAGUCUAGGGACAGCAAGCUUUCAAGUGCUUGUUACUUGAAAAGAUCAGUUGGUCGGAAUUUCACGUCUCAUGUUCAGUGGAGACCCUUACAUAGUAGUAUUUAUCCAAAGUUACCAUGUGGUGAUACCAGAAAUACUUGCUGUGUACUAAGAAUAGACAACACUGUUUUCAUGAGGGUGUUCCAGUCCUGGAAGAGCUUGCCCAGAGAGGUUAUGAGAUCUCUGCCCAUGGAGGUGUAGAGGAUUUGACUGAGCAUGGCCCAGAGCAGCUUGGUUGUGUUAGACCCGCUUUGAGCAGGGGCUGCCAUAGGGACCUCGCUUCCACCCUGAAUUGUUCUGUGACUGUGUAACAAAGGGGCAAUGUCUGGUGGCUUACCUCUUAGGGGGUUCAGCUGGUGUUUUUAAUUAGUGACUGCUUGGAGACAUCGUCAGUUUAUCUUGUGAGUCCGUGAUUCUGACUGCUGUAAUGAGUUCUGUCUUGAUGUGGUAAUGAGUUAUCAUAGUCAGUAUUCAUCUCUCUCGUUUUUGUCACAGUUCUGUAUGAUUGUGUCAUUUUUGUAUUAUUUGAAAGUAUUUCUUCUAUAAAAUAAAAUAAUUUGCCAUAAACAGAAA